Molecule: messenger RNA, 477 nt
Organism: Ruditapes philippinarum (Manila clam)
Lineage: Eukaryota; Metazoa; Mollusca; Bivalvia; Venerida; Veneridae
Product: fucolectin-like
Exons: 3
Coding region: 1-477 (158 amino acids)
Source: RefSeq, a predicted model, not a curated record
AUGUCCCAUAAUAAUUUGGCAAAACACAAACCUUCCAACCAGAGCUCGACAUUACACAGGGCAAUCGGAGGCAAUGCAUCGUCGGAUUAUGCUGUAGAUGGAGUUUGGAAUUCAAAUAUGUUAGAUAAAAGUAAAACGCAAUUCCAAUGCUCACAUACUCUCCAAAGAAGUAAACAUCACUGGUGGAUGGUCAACUUAGAAAAAACAAAACUUGUGAGAAGAAUCACAAUUUUGAAUAGAGGUGAUUGUUGCGCGGAACGAUUGAACAAUGUGACAGUAACUGUUGGGGAUGUAGAAGGUCAGAUGAAACAGUGUGGAAGAUUUAUGGGUCCUGGUGGUAAAGGAGAACUUGUCGAAAUCUCGUGCUCGACACCGCUCUUCGGACAGUUUGUGAAGAUAGAAAAAUACAGCGAUACUGCUUUAACAUUGUGUGAAUUGUUAUUGUUUGGUGAUGUUGUUUUUUGUGUGUGUUUUUAA